CUACCAGAUUUUCUCCUAUGCCUUCUCUUCACUUCUCAUCCUCCACUGAUUUUCAGUGAAUUACGGAAUCAUUAUACUCUGAAAGGAGCUUAAUUAAAGGUUGCUUACCUGUACCACUAUUCAAUCAGAAAAAAAGAAGCAGGCAGCCACUAACUUCAAAUCCACUUAAAAAUGAUCCAAGUCCUAGUACCACACCUGAAAAUUAUGAUUUUCCUCCUCUACCAUCAGAUUUUGCUUGGGAAGAGAUGAAGCAUCAGGGGCCACAGUUAAAGCAAGGAAUGAACUCUGGAUUCAAAGAAGAUGAUAGAAAUAUCAGCACCAACUCCUGGAAUAGAUAUGAGUUUAAUCCUCUGGGCAGAGCAACAGAUUUAAUGGCUGCCAGUAGUAUAGUUCCUGGUCAGACAAAGCAUUUGGAAGUUAAACCUUAUCAGAAACAACUGGAAUAUCUUAAAUUAUCUCAACAAAAGGAGACAGCACUACCUAGACAAAUGUAUUCAUCAAAAACACAGUGGUCAGAGUUCAGCACCAAAAUAAGACAACUAGAGAAUACUAGCUCAGUGCAAGCAUUUAAAUACAAUAGUCAACUAAGUCAAUAUAAUAAAAAAGCAUUUGGUGACAUUUCAGAGGAAAAAACAAUGAAGACAGUUCCAACUGUUCAGUUGAAACUUAAAGAAAAAGACAAUUCUCUACGAAUCAUAUCUGCAGUUAUUGAAAGUGUGAAGUACUGGAGUGGCUAUACAUACAAAACUGUACUGCUUUUUGAAGUUUUGGGUACUCUUGAUUCUGCAGUCACUCCUGGUGAUUAUGGUGCAAAGACUUUUCUUUUGAGAGACGGAAGAAACACUCUGCCAUGUAUAUUUUAUGAAAUAGAUCGUGAACUUCCAAGACUAAUUAGAGGCAAAGUUCAUAGGUGCGUGGGAAACUAUGACAAAAAAAGAAACAUUUUCAAGUGUGUCUCUGUAAGACCUGCAUCUGUUCCUGAACAAAAAGCCUUCCAGGAAUUUGUUAAAAUUUCAGAUUCUGAGAUGAGACGUUGCAUAAGAACAGUGAAUGAAGUGUAAAGAGAGGUGUUAAUUUAAGCAGAAACCAACUACAUGUAUUAUUUUUAUGAGUUAUUAAAAGCCAAUACGGCAAAUCUUAAUACACUGUUAAUGAUGCUUCUUAAGAAAUUUUAAGUAGUUUUUGUGUUGACUAAAAGAAGGGCUUCCUAUGUGUUAUUGCUGAGGUGGAUAUGUAUUCCCUCAUAUCUUCUUUAAGUGAAUAA
Molecule: messenger RNA, 1264 nt
Organism: Tachyglossus aculeatus (Australian echidna)
Lineage: Eukaryota; Metazoa; Chordata; Mammalia; Monotremata; Tachyglossidae
Gene: SPATA22
Product: spermatogenesis associated 22
Exons: 7
Coding region: 246-1061 (271 amino acids)
Biological process (GO): meiotic DNA repair synthesis; gamete generation; regulation of meiotic cell cycle
Source: RefSeq, a predicted model, not a curated record